Molecule: messenger RNA, 2904 nt
Organism: Engraulis encrasicolus (European anchovy)
Lineage: Eukaryota; Metazoa; Chordata; Actinopteri; Clupeiformes; Engraulidae
Gene: b3gat3
Product: beta-1,3-glucuronyltransferase 3 (glucuronosyltransferase I)
Exons: 6
Coding region: 186-1196 (336 amino acids)
Biological process (GO): chondroitin sulfate proteoglycan biosynthetic process; carbohydrate metabolic process
Cellular component (GO): Golgi membrane
Molecular function (GO): galactosylgalactosylxylosylprotein 3-beta-glucuronosyltransferase activity
Source: RefSeq, a predicted model, not a curated record
GGCAAAGAUGUUUUCAGCUUCUUCACUGUACUCGUAAAUUAACGCGGCGUUAAAGAAUGGCUCCUUACGUGCUUGUUUGUCAGCUUUCAAUAAUUGUUGGGAUGCCAGGAUUGUCGUAGAAUGAUCCAGGAGCGUGAUUGGCGCUGCUAUUUUAUCCAAUUUUAUCAGAUUAGAAUGCUUUGAAUAUGAAGAUGAGGCUGAAGCUGAAAACCGUGUUUGUGCUUUACUUCAUGGUCUCGUUGCUUGGGCUUCUCUAUGCAUUGAUGCAAUUAGGUCAACGCUGUGACUGUACAGAGCACAACACGAUGAAGGACAGGGCAAUAGCCAGGCUGCGAGAUGAAGUGCACAAAUUGCAAGAAGAGGUGAAGAGGUCUGACAUAAAGCCUUCGAAGAAGUCCGACCAACCCACUAUUUACGUCAUCACGCCCACCUAUGCCAGGUUGGUGCAGAAGGCUGAGCUGACGCGUCUCUCCCAGACCUUCCUGCAUGUGCCGCAGCUACACUGGGUGGUGGUGGAGGACGCUGAGCAGCCCACGGCGCUGGUGCGCAGCCUGCUAGCCUCUUCGGGCCUGGCCUACACACAGCUCCACACGCUCACCCCCAAGGACCGGAAGCUGCAGGAGGGAGACCCCAGCUGGCUGAAGCCCCGCGGGGCCGAGCAGAGGAACGAGGGCCUGCGCUGGCUGCGGGAGAUGGCCUCUGCCAGCAGAGGGCAGCAGGGAGCCAACGCUCACACUGCUGUGGAGGACGCCGUGGUGUACUUUGCGGACGAUGAUAACACAUACAGCCUGAAGUUGUUUGAAGAGAUGCGGGAUACUAAGCGCGUGUCGGUAUGGCCUGUAGGCCUAGUGGGGGCGAUGCGGUUUGAGCGCCCGUUGGUGGAGGGAGGGAAGGUGGUCGGCUUCCACACGGGCUGGCGCCCCAACCGCCCCUUCCCCAUCGACAUGGCCGGCUUCGCCGUGUCCCUGCGCCUGGUCCUGGCCAACCCGGAGGCCCGCUUUGAUGGGAACGCCCAGAUGGGCUACCUGGAGAGCAGCCUCCUGCAGGGGCUGGUGACCAUGGAGCAGCUGGAGCCCAAAGCUGACCUGUGCACCAAGGUGUUGGUGUGGCACACCCGAACAGAGAAGCCAAAGAUGAAGAGGGAGGAGGCGCUGCAGAAGCAGGGCUUGGGCUCGGACCCCAAUGUGGAGGUGUGAGAGGUGCCCAGGUAAAUACGGCUGCACUUCAUUCUGGUUCCUCCAAUCCUUUCCUCUGGCCUCUCGAUGUCAUUGAUCUUUUUAUUUAACCCAUUAAUGCCUAAGGCUCCUGCAAAAACGCCUGAUAAAAUGUCUAAGCCCUUUUUGGAAAAAGGUGCCCUCAGCCUAUAAAAACCUAAAUAUCUCCGCUUCCGAAGCGCAUAAAAAACUUGAAAUAAGUUGCAUUUAAAAGACCCUCAUCUUGCAUUAGAAUAUGUUCAUUCAGCUCUAAAAUACCCACAUUUUUAAAUAAAAAAUUGCAUGCCUCACGAGCCUGAAUGUUGCAUCCAUGCAGCUUCAGGAGCCUGGGUUGCAUAUACGCAGUAUUUAGCAUCAAUUGGUAAUAUUUAGAACACUAAAGCCAGGCUCAAACUACACGACUAGCGAUUGUGUGUCCGAUUUUGGCAUCGGGGUGCACCGCACACUAGAAGAGAAUCGCAACUGUCAAUCUUAUCGCUGCUCGCAGCCACCGAGACAAUGCCCGACGUUCUAUUUCCAGUCGCAAAUAUCAAACAGUGUUUGAUUUCUAUGACUUGCGAUCAGCGACUCUUUGAGCUGCUAAAGUUCUAUCUUAGAACGUCGCCCACAACGAGGAAAUCUUUCCCGACAAUCGCUUGCGAUGGUCCUGGGGAGUAACGUUCCAGCGAUUGCGGUAAGGGGGGUUUUCAGCCUAGAAUCGGGCCAAUAGUCGCGUAGUUUGAGCCAGGCUUAACAAAUCCAGGCACUCUAACGUUUAAAAGCCUUUUUUUGUAUGGGCUUUCUCAUUUUAAACAAGGCCCUUAAUAUCUUGCAAUGGCAUAAUUCAGACAUUAUUCUCUCAUUUGACAUUAGGAUAUUGACAUGCCUGCCAUAGGAAAAAAGAUAUUUAUUCGUGACACCGAGGGCACAAGGUCAAUUGCUGCAGGAAAGGACUGGAUCAACUGGAAUGAUUUGCACCCUACGUUCCUCUCCACGUUCCCAAUCGUCUCCCAUCCAGACAGCAUUGCAAUGCUAAGCAUUGGAGAAGUAAGUAAGAGAAGUGCCAUUACAAAAUUCAGAAUGCCAAAGUGAAGGAGCACUCACUCAGAACGCUGAAACUGAAAUCGACAUCAUCGUUGAACAUUAACUUCAAUCAUUCUGCAAAUUUGACUUCAUAAAUAUCUGAAAUGCCAUGCUAAGCAAACAACAAUAGUCUCACUCCACUGUUUAUUUAUUAAGCAAAACACAGACAUGUUUUGUAAAAGACUAUCUUGACAAGUCCAGUGUGUUUGUUUGCCAUGAGCAGUUGAGCCACUGAACAACUCAGAAAGGUAAUGGUGAAUGGGGAAAUAUUUAUUGCGGGGAAAAAAAAUCUUCUAUAUGUAUUUAUAAACAUACAUAUUUGGGGUUGAAUGUUUUUUUCAUUCUGUGAAUAUUCUGUUUUUAUGAAUGUACAUGUUGGUUGAUGUUGCUGUUGUGUGUAAGCCAUGAAAGGAACUCCCAGUGUUUUGUACAUGUUGUUAAAAGGUGAACUGGAAGUACUUGUACUAUGGUCUUGAUUUACUGUGUUUUCUUCAGACCUAAUUUAAUAUGCUGUUGUACCCUCUGUUAUCUGGACAUGCUACCGUGCAGAGAAACUAUUGUUGAUGUCGGGCCUUGUAAAUUACAUUUGUUUUAUAUGAACUGUUGAAAUUAAAAUGUUAUUAUUACA